Molecule: messenger RNA, 3000 nt
Organism: Nerophis lumbriciformis (worm pipefish)
Lineage: Eukaryota; Metazoa; Chordata; Actinopteri; Syngnathiformes; Syngnathidae
Gene: firrm
Product: fignl1 interacting regulator of recombination and mitosis
Source: RefSeq, a predicted model, not a curated record
CGUCCUGUUUGAGCACAACGCGCGAGACGUUAAACUAGCAACUUCUCAUAUUCGACAUGAUUAUAAAUUGUGUUGUUGACGUGAGAUAAGGCUACUCACAGUAUAUUGAUGCUGUUAAUGCUAUACUUAGGAAAGUGACGACAGCAACUCUCGACAAAAGCCCUUCCUGCUGGUUGACCGGCUUCAUCAUGUCCCAGACCAACACUUCUCUCCUGGAAGAGGUGGUGCAGUGGAGUCAGGAAACAUGCCGCCUACAGCUUAAGUCUGUCUUGCCUAAACUUACUUCUUUACAUAACAAGUCUGAUGGUUGGGAUGAUCAUAUACGUGUACUGAAGAUAAUCAUAGACUUGUUCCUCCCUCAUAUUGCUCUAACAGACGUGGAGAAUGAAUGUUUCUCCAAGAUCCUACCAAAGGCAGUGACGAUUUUUGACAGUAUGAGGAAAGACAUUUUAAUCCAAGUUGGAGGCCUGUCGAGUCAAAACACAGAGCUCUGUUCCUUACUAAGGAACAUUUUGAAGUCAAUGAUGCAGAUCAUUGAUGCUUUGUCUACAUGCGUGCGUCAUGUUGGCACGUACGAUGUCCUAGACCUUGUGGCUAUUCGCACCUUACCAACCUGCAUUCUGAAGGUGUUGCGAGACACUUUCCAGCACUGCAAGGAGAGUGAGGCGGUCUACUGUGGGCGCCUGUCCCUGGUCGCUGAUCUGCUACAGGGACUCUUCAAGGAGGCCUAUGCACUCCAAAAGGGUCUGUUGGAGCUGCUGGACAAAAUCUCCCUUGAUAGCGCUGCCUCUGAGGAGGAAGUCAAUGACAUCGUCACAGUGAUCCACAGCCUCUUGGAUAUUUCCUCGGUUAUUUGUAACCUGGACAUGGCGCUACAUGCAAACACCUGGAAGUUUCUCAUCAAGCAGAGUCUGAAAUACCAGACACUGGUGGAGGAACAUCUGCAUCAUGGUGACAUCAGCUCGAGCCUGUGUAACAACCUGUUGGCUUCUUUCCACAACGCUGUAGAUCUGGCUGAGCAGAUAAACCGUGCUGGUCUUCAGGAGGCAACUCAGAGCGCCGAACAUAAGCUGUUUCAGAAAACUGCAAAGAUGUGCAGAUUUUUUGCCAACACCUUAGUUCAUUACAUCAAGGAAUUCAAGACUUUUUUAACAAAGUCUUGCAGGCACUUUCAUCAACUGUACCUCCAGAUCGUCAGUAAGUUCCCCCCUAGCUUGUGUGCGCCAACGUUACCCCCCACUCUUUAUGAGGAGCUUAAUGUGGCAGCUCUGGUGCCCAUGGAUGCGCUUCUUGUCCAGCUUCUACCACUCGGGCCUUUUGCUGAAGUGGUUCUCCAGGAGGACUCGCACAUACCAAAGGAGCAUGAGCUUCCUCAGUGCCUUUUGCUCACUAACGUCUUGAGUCAGUUGCCCUCCCAGCCAGAGGAGGAGGUGCUGCAGCUUUGGCACACGGGCAGUCAGUUUUCUGAAGAGACACCGAGGCUGCCUCUCUACCAGGCUGUGUUCACCAGUUUCCGGCGUUGUUAUGUUGAACGGAAGGUCCCGGUGUCGUUGCCCGGGGUGAUGAUGAAAGGUCAGGCCCAGGGUCAGGUGACCCUGCACCAUCACAUCUGCGUGCAGCUCUGUGCCAGCGUAGCUGUGCUUCCGACACGAUACUUCCCUGUUCUGGAGCGGUGUUUAGUGGAGGCCAUACUACAGGCUGACAAUCACACAGCUCUUUUGGCCACAGACGUGUGGUGCUUCACUGCUCGGUAUGGCACGGCCGAACUUUGUCUACAUCAUGUCCUUCUGAUUGCCCAUUUGGUGAAAACCUGUCCAGCCGAGUGCUACCAGUCUUCCCACCUGGGCCUGCUGCUCAGACGCAUGCUUUUCCUCAUGACACCCACCCACCAGAUGGAGCUGCUAGAACGCUUCCCUACAUCCAAGUCAGAAAAUCUCCCCGUAUGGCGCCACGUCCUCCUCCGAGCCCUUUCAAAUGACGCCCGUCGGCGCGUGGAGGUGGAUGUCAUCGCUUUAACUCAAAAAGCUCUGACCGACUGGCAGAGUGGAGGUUACAAACUGGGCCAAGUGGACAAAGUGAAUGCUGUGUUACAAUGCCUCCUAGUGGUGGUUCGAGGAAAGUCCCCUUCCGAGGCGUCUACGUCGAAGAUAGUCACACAACUGUGGGCGAGGAUGAGCCCACAUCAGGUGCAGAUCCAUGAUGUGCUGCAGUGUACUCUGCAGCUCCUCUUGUCAAUGACGGCAGUCUUAGUGAAAAGCAUAGAACCUCAAGUCAUUCUUCAGGCUCUGGUGUGUGUGGAGGCUGUCGUGUCCCAGAAGUGUGCAGACCAACUUCUCUUGACUGUGCUGGAGUUCCUUUCGUCACUAGGGAAGGUGUUCAUCCCUCCUAACAGCCAGAGUGAAAUUCUGCCGAGGUUGAGCAGCCUGUUUGGCUCACUGCUGUCAGAAAGUUCUUGGCUGCUCCAUCAACACACUUUGGAGGCCUUUGCUCAAUUCGCAGAGAUAACAAACCACGAAGAGGUCAUUUCCCAGAGUUUGUGUGUAGAAGAAACCAAAAGCAAGGUGGUGAAUUACCUCAGCAAGACUGUCAACGCUCAUGAGGGGGCGGAGUUACGGCUAGAACGAAUCAAGGCAGAGAAGAUGGUUUUAGAGCAACACAACAAGCGUCUGGAGGCCAGAAGAGAUGUUUCUACCCAGUCUGUGGAUGAUUCAGAGCCUCAGCCUAAACGAGCUCGGCAGGAGAGCCAUGCAGAUGAGGAGUACAGCCGCCACAUCCAGACUGCUCAAAGUGCGUUGAAGGCCGUCCAUGCGCUCACAGACACUGAAGCACUGCUCCCUCCUACCUGGCUGCCAUCAAGACUACAGGAGCUCCAGCUGCUGAUAAGUGAAAUAACCUCAACAAUAUCCCAAAACUAACAAUUGUAAGGGGAAAAAAGUAUUUAUUUGUCUAUUUUUAAUGCAUCAGCUUUGAUUAAAUAUAAUUAAAUUGUUUUCAAUAAUC